Molecule: messenger RNA, 729 nt
Organism: Aphanomyces astaci
Lineage: Eukaryota; Oomycota; Saprolegniomycetes; Saprolegniales; Verrucalvaceae
Exons: 1
Coding region: 1-729 (242 amino acids)
Biological process (GO): proteolysis
Molecular function (GO): serine-type endopeptidase activity
Source: RefSeq, a predicted model, not a curated record
AUGCUCAACUGGAUCGUCAACGUUGCCGCCGUCGCGACUGGUGUGGCAAUGGCUCAUUACUCGCCCCUCCAACCAGCAAAGGAACUACCAUACAUGUGUCAGUUACGCUCGACAGCAACGGAUGUCAUGGGGUGCCCAGGAUACCUCGUCGGCAGCACCACGGCAAUCUUUUCUGCCGCUUGUGUCAAGUUUUUCUUCACGGCAGACAAAGUCGUAGUGGGGGCGACUCAAAUCAACGGUGGGCUGGACCAAGGGGAAUGGGUUCGUGUGGCUAAGAAGCACUUCCAUCCAAACUGGAACGAACAGACCCGUGAAUACGAUAUCGCAGUGGUGGAAUUCGCUCGACCAAUAAUGCAACAACCAGUGGGUAUUCUAUGGGACGACAUCGCCCCUGGCAACUUGGUGUGGAUGCGUGGCUGGAUGCCAUUUAACCCAGCUUCCAAGGGUCUGUACGAAACCACCGUCCAAAUCUUACCAAACGACCAGUGCCAGAACCAUGCGGCCCGCGCUGUGUACGCCACGCAUGUCUGCGCCGAGAACCAAAUCAUUCAAGGUUGCCAGAAUUUCAUCGAUGGACCGCUGACGAUUGAAAUCGACGGGGACGAAUACGUUGUUGGCGUUUUGAGUUUGUACAUGUGCAACACGACACCCCAGUUCCAGAUCUACAGUCGCAUAUCAGCCCAUCGCGACUUUAUCGAGCCCUUUCUGUGUCCUGGAUCCCUAUGGUAA